This is a messenger RNA of Dicrocoelium dendriticum, 228 nucleotides long. The record is from the annotation of a GenBank genome assembly. Lineage: Eukaryota; Metazoa; Platyhelminthes; Trematoda; Plagiorchiida; Dicrocoeliidae.
AUGAGCGUUAUCAACUACUACUCUUUACAGCCAGCUUUCUGUCAUGCACUGUGCAACCUAGUUCAGUGUGUAUUCAAUACACCGGAACCGUGGACCGAGGCUUCAGACUCGCGGACUAUUGGACGUCAAACUGGACACCAUACACUUGAAGAAACAUAUAAGAACGCUUGUUACGUGAACGGUAAGCCAGAUUUCAAUGUGACAAUGUUGGGUUUUACGGGGGGCUAA